Messenger RNA from Caenorhabditis elegans, 99 nucleotides. The record is from the annotation of a RefSeq genome assembly. NCBI's taxonomy places the organism in Eukaryota, Metazoa, Nematoda, Chromadorea, Rhabditida, Rhabditidae.
AACUCCCCAGAAGGUGCCGCCAAGCAGUUUUGCCGUGAGUGGCUCUAGAGAGACGGUAUGGUCUGCAGAAAGAACCUUCCAAUUGAAUACAAUCCAUAA